AUCUAAAACGCCCGUUUUUGGCGUUGGCGCCACUUCUAAUUAUAAUUUUAGGAUUUUCCCUCUCAAAUUUCAGCCUCUAAACUAUAGUCUGUGAAAAGUAAAGUUCUGAUAGAUUCAGUGGAGAAAUCAGAUGAGAUGGCUACAGGAUCAGUAGAGGAAUCGACGAGUGCGUUUGUGGAUGAUUACGAGACGUUGAUAUCUACCACCGAUGUGGAGUUGUUGAAGAGGGCGUGGCGUAAUGAGAAGGCUGCACCGGAGAUUCUUCAUUAUGAAGCUUCUUUGGUCCAGAGAAUCAAAGAGCAGAUCGAAUUGGCGGAACAAAAUGUGGAGAUAUUUGAAGCAGAUGGUGUAGAUCCUCUAACCGUGUCACUUUACCAGAUGGACCUGGAUAGGACUCAGUUUCUGUUGAGAUCAUAUCUCCGGGUUCGCCUCCAGAAGAUCGAGGAGUACUUGUUCCACAUUUUAAAAACCGAUGACUCUCUUAACCGGCUUUCCAAGCAAGAACAAAUGUUUGCUCGGAGGUGCACUGAUGAUCUGGGAAAGCAUCUUGACCAGACUGUUCUGUCAAAAUUGCCUGAUAAUUACCAAUCCAUACUUAAACAAUCCAUAACAAGUGAAGAGGACGAUAUGGUCCCUGCACCACGGCUGGACACGUUUGUUAUCUGCAAAGCUAAGCAGUAUCUCUCCAGCAUGGACAUUGAGCCUGAGUACAGUACGGAAAUUACAGAGAUGGAACGAGAUUUACUUACCUUUGUAUGUUACAAGUUCAUAAAGAAGCCUUUAGAGCAGGGGAAAAUAGAUUUGGUCUAGGCAUCCAGCCAAGUAGUACUAGAAAUGCUUAUCACAGGAUAAUAAGUUACUGAUGGCAGAAUGUUAUGAUAUGGAGAAAUGUCUGCAAUUCAGUAUUUUGUAGCAAAUUGGUUGUGCCCAAGAUGUUGUCAGUUGUUUUUUAUAUGAAUCUAGUGAAAAAUGUCAUAGAUUAUUGAUUUUUGACUUGGAAGGGGAAACUAUUGAGAAUAUUUUUUUGGGGUAAAAAUUCCAGCAAUUGCUGAUGGCCGUUUCCACACACAA
Molecule: messenger RNA, 1071 nt
Organism: Jatropha curcas
Lineage: Eukaryota; Viridiplantae; Streptophyta; Magnoliopsida; Malpighiales; Euphorbiaceae
Gene: SLD5
Product: DNA replication protein-like protein
Biological process (GO): double-strand break repair via break-induced replication; DNA-templated DNA replication
Cellular component (GO): GINS complex
Source: RefSeq, a predicted model, not a curated record